Papilio xuthus (Asian swallowtail) is the source of this 1840-nucleotide messenger RNA. Its product is annotated as facilitated trehalose transporter Tret1. The record is from RefSeq and is a predicted model, not a curated record. Gene Ontology annotation, cellular component: membrane. The transcript is spliced from 14 exons. NCBI's taxonomy places the organism in Eukaryota, Metazoa, Arthropoda, Insecta, Lepidoptera, Papilionidae. Bases 138 to 1769 code for a protein of 543 amino acids. Gene Ontology annotation, molecular function: transmembrane transporter activity. Gene Ontology annotation, biological process: transmembrane transport.
CAGCUGGCACUUGCCUCUUGCUGUCAAUAAAAUAAACUGUCACACUGUCAGUUGUGAGGUGAUAGCGCGAAUGUACGAUACGUGCCGAAUGCAAUACAAAAACUUUCACGCGCAAAUUGAUCAACAAAGAUACGAAUAUGAGGCCUCUGGACAAGGAGCUCUGUGAGACGGAGCCGGGGGACCGUUACUACAACUACAGGAAGGAUUUCAGGACCGCUCUGCCACAAAUCAUAGCUGUUAGUGUCAAGAAUUUACUCAUAUUGGGUUACGGAAUGACCCUUGGCUUCCCUACCAUCCUGAUACCAGCUGUCAGUCAACCCCAGGAUGGAGAGAUACUGCAUCUCAAUAAUACACAAGUCUCUUGGAUAAGCUCAAUAAACCUGAUUGUUGUGCCGUUGGGGUGCGCGCUGUCUGGUGUGGUGACGUCACCGCUUGGUCGACGCCGCGCCAUGCAAGCAGUCAACCUGCCAUUCAUUAUCGCCUGGCUUCUCUUCUAUUACUCGAAGACCGCUGUUUACCUCUACGCAGCUCUCUUUUUAACUGGUCUCGCUGGAGGAUUGCUUGAAGCGCCGGUGCUGACUUACGUUGCGGAGAUCACACAGCCGCACUUGCGCGGCUCGCUGUCCGCCACCAGUUCGAUGUGCGUCAUCCUCGGAGUGUUCACUCAGUUCCUGUUCGGUACAUUGAUGAACUGGAGGACAGUCGCACUCGUCAACAUUAGCUUUACAAUAGUAGCCGUUAUUGCUUUAUUCUUUAUUCCGGAAUCACCGCAUUGGCUGAUAUCAAGAAACCGAGACGAUGACGCUAGGAAGAGUCUGCAAUGGCUUCGCGGCUGGACGACGGAAGAUGAAGUCGACAUGGAGUUGAGAGACAUUCAAGCUCUUUUCUGGAUAGAGGAAAUGGUGUCGUACAAAUACAAGUGGACGGCCAAUUUAUCUCACUACCGCGAGCGCAAGUUCUAUGUACCGUUCUGUCUUGUCAGCUAUAGCUUCUUCGUGGGUCAUUUCAGCGGCAUGACCACGCUGCAGACGUACGCAGUGUCGAUAUUCCAGGCGUUAGAUGCGCCUUUAGAUAAGUACCGAGCCACGUUAGUGUUGGGCGCGGUUCAGAUAGCUGGUGCUGCGUGUUGUGUACUGUUGGUACGCUUCGCUGGAAAGCGGACACUCACGCUGGUCUCCACUGCUGGAGCGGGCGUCUGCUGUCUGCUACUCUCAGCUUACGAUAUUUACAUCAAAAUGUAUUCGCGGCCGCAUGUAUCAAUAAGCAGCAAUGGUGUAUAUUUGAAGACAAACAGUUCUCUCACUGCUGAAACCAUUCACAUCGGUUACUCCUGGAUGCCAACAACACUUCUAAUGUUGUUGGCUUUCAUCACCCACACUGGAAUACGACUGUUACCCUGGAUACUUAUUGGAGAGGUGUUCAGUGCACAGACGAGGUCAGGAGCAUCAGGUCUAGCCAGUGCUAUGGGCUAUAUAUUCGGUUUCGUCACCAACAAGGCCUACAUCAAUAUGGUCGACAAACUUUCAAUAUGGGGAACUUAUGGAUUUUAUGGACUCAUUUGUUUAACUGGAUGCGUUGUGUUUGCACUUAUACUUCCCGAGACCGAAGGGAAAAAUUUAAUCGACAUCGAAAAUCACUUCGCAGGCAUCAAGAAACUUGAUAACAAAGUUUAUCGUCCAAAGAAAAGGAAAACUAUUCCAGAAUCAAAACUGAGCGACAUCGGCGGCAUACAAAAUCGAUCCUACGAACCCGAUACAACAAGCCUUUAAUUUCUAUUAAUAAAACCUUUGUCCAAAGUACUGUUUGUAUGUAAUUGUAACAAAUAUAUUAAGUUUUUAAA